CUGAGCAUCAUGCCAUCCGCUCUUCCAUCUCAAUCUCAAUCUCAAUCUCAAUCUCAAUAUCGCUCCAGCCAUUUUGCCACCUCAUCAUCAUCAUCGUCGUCACCAGCUGCAGCGUCCGCACUUCGCCCUCACACACUCUCCCCAUCAUCAUCAUCAUCGUCGUCAUCAUCGUCAUCAGCACCCAAGCUCGCAUCGCCCAGCACGAGCUCAAGCACUGGCUCAAGCACUGGCGCUGCUGCUGCUGCUGCUGCUGCUGCUCCCAUUGCGCCAGUCGCUGCUGGGCUGCCGUCGCCGUCGCCGUCGCUGCAGCAAGUCCAGUCCAUCACCAACCUCGCCCAAGUCCAUGCGCUGAUUGCCACCCUCGAGGCAGAGGGCGUCGUCAUUGAGCAGGAUCUCGACGCACUGCUCGGCCAGCGCGACCGCAUUGAAGCAAAGCUCGAAACGCUGCAAUUCCUAGCACCAAAGCUCCAGGUGCUCGAGAACGACGCCAAACAGCUACACGGAACAAUCUCAUUCACAUGCAGGCUGGCUGAAAAUGUCAGCGGCAAGGUGCGCGAGCUCGACGGCGCGCAGUCGAACGUAAGACUGUGCAUCAAGCGCGUCGAGGACAUUCUCGAUCUCAAGAACUGCGUCGAGGGCGUGCAGUCAGCACUCGCCAGAGGCGACUUUGAAUCGGCCGCCAAGCACAUUCACUCGUACCAAAGCAUUGAUCCGGCGUUGCUCUCCGCGGCAGAGUCCACCACCUCUGCCACCAGCGCCGUUGCUGCCGCUCUUGGUGACGAUGGUGCGCUCGACUCCCACCGCGAGCACCGAUCGCCCGUCCAAGCACUGCAAGAGGCCGAGCGGGUUGUCCGCGUCACCAUUGCCGAAAAGUUUGCCGCUGCUGCUUCCGCCGUCGCGUCGGGCCGUGGCAGCACGGACGAAAUCACUCGCUUCUUUGUCUUGUUCCCCCUCAUCAACCUGCACGAAGACGGCCUCGAAAAGCUCUCUGCGUUUGUCUGCGGUCAAGUGGUGCAGUUGCUGGAUGGAAAGUUCCGCGAAUUGUCACGCAACGAGAAUGGAAAAUUGUCCCAAGUUGUGUUUGUCGACUUGUUUGUCCAGCUGUUCACUGCUGUCGCCAAGACGGUUGACCAGUAUCAACCAAUUAUCGAAGAGCAUUAUGGCUUUGGGUAUCUGAGCGUGCUUCUCCGCCGGCUACAGUUUGAGUGCGAUCGGCAGGCUCAGAAAAUCUUGAACGUGUUCAUGACGGAGCGAGAUUUUCGCAAAAAGGUUCGGGAGGUGCAAGCGCAGAUGACCCGAGUGCAAAAAGCGUCGGCCACCACCAACGACGCCAUCGAUCCUCGAGACGUGGACAUUCAGCUCGUUGAGAUUGCCCUCUUUAGCAGCCAUACACAGUCUUACAACAAGUACAUGCGCAAGCACGCAGAGGAUGACACUCGUGCAUUUACAGACGCGUCGGCUGCAGAGUCGGCAACCUUAUCGUCGCAGAAUGGUCCCCUGCUACCCAGCAUUGCUUCAGCGCGCCUCAACUUUGAGCGGUUUAUGGACGCGUGCGAGCUCAACAAACUCAUGCACGAGCUGGUCGGCAAUUACAUUGUGAUGGAGGAGUUCUACAUGAAACACAGCGUGCUCAAAGCCAUCACCAUGGACAAGCAUGAACCUGGCACGCUGACUUCGUCUGGUGUCGACGAUGUCUUUUACGUGUUGAAAAAGUGCACCCGGCGCGCCCUGUCCAGCGGCAAUGUUAAUAUCGUGUGCGCCAUGAUCAACCACGCCAACACCAUCAUUGACUCGGACCUGAAGGCGGACUUGCAAGCCAAGCUGCGCGCCAACGUCCCGUCCGUCUCGUCCGACCUGAAGGAAAUGUUCCAAUCACGCCUUACGUUCGACGUUGGCAGCACUGCCGCAGCGCUGAGGGCGACGUACAUGGUCUUGCUGAACAAUACCGAAGUUAGCAGCGAGUACACUGUCAAACUGAUGAAAGGUCUGGAACAAGAGAGCCUUUCAUUAUUCACGCUUGAGUCGGAGCAGAAAAAGCUCGAAAGCUUGCUGAGCGAUAUGGCCAGCACUGGCAAUUCCCUGCGGCAUUUGUUACAGUCUGCCAUGGAGCAAUUCUUCUUUGCGUCUUUGCUGCCGCGUAUCAAGACUGCUUUGGAUGCACUGAGCUCUGUUUCCUACGUGAUUGACGACCAGGCGUUUGCCGACAACGACGUGUCCGACCCGUUCGUGGUUCCGUUUGUGAACGAACUCCAAGCUCUGAUUAUGCCGCUGCGGUCCAUGAUGACAGACUCGAACUAUGAUAGUCUCGUUGGCAUUGUUGCGCAGUAUGUUACCGCGCAGAUGGAGGCCCGGAUUUUCGAUAUGUCCUUCAAUGCGCUCGGAGGUAUUCAACUCGACAAGGACUUGCGAGCGCUCACGGGAUACUUUUCGGGCAUGACCCAAAAGACAGUGCGCGAUCGCUUUACACGGCUCCACCAAAUAUGCUCGCUGUUGCUUCUGGAGCGGGUGCAGGAUGCAGUCGAUCACUGGAACUCGCAGCUGUCAUGGCGCCUGACUCCCUCCGAGGUUUUGAAGGUGCUGGGCCUGCGCGUGGACUUCAAGAAGGAGGAAGUUCAACGCGUCCGAUUGUAGACGGAGCGAUGUUGCGUUGCAGGAUGUUGGCAUCAGCGUUUCACGAAGAACACGAAGAAAACAAAAAACAAAAAAAAAAGAAAAAUCGAAUUGCAUUAACAAACAGAGCAAACAAUAGGAUGAAACGAAC
This is a messenger RNA of Capsaspora owczarzaki ATCC 30864, 2761 nucleotides long. RefSeq lists its product as hypothetical. Lineage: Eukaryota; Filasterea; Ministeriida; Capsasporidae. The record is from RefSeq and is a predicted model, not a curated record. Bases 10 to 2631 code for a protein of 873 amino acids. The transcript has 8 exons.